UUGGGUGCUUUUUACCUUCAAUACUCUUACGACUAGGCUCAAGGGUAUCGUCUUCACCAAGUCCAACCAGCCUGAACCCAACCGCAGUCAUUAAUGCGUGAGAAAGUGCUGCGAGGCCCUCGUAAGGGCUACUGAGAAUGGUAAUAGGGACAUUCUGGGGCUCAGACGCUGUUGAUGAUGCUUCAGUGUUAGUCUCACUGGCCGUGCUAGACUUGGGAAGUAUCGUCUGAAGCAGUGUCAAGACUGAGUCACAGUCGAGAACGUUGGUUGGGCUAUUUGAGGCUGUUGCUGCCUCUGGAGGCGGCUGUUGUAGAUUUGACAUUGAGUUCUUGAUGAAAGUAAUUCCUGAUUAAUUAUCAAAUAUUAGAAUAUGAAUGACAGAAUAUGAAUGAGAGAGGAAGAGGAAGAGAAGGAGCAUGCAUCAAUGGUUCAUGACAAUUGUAAGAAACACGCAAGUCUUUUCCACAAAACGGUCACUGCGCCGCCUGAUUCUGCAGAAGACUAUUACAAUGUACAUAACAUUACUGACAUAAAAAAAAAUAAUAAGAGAUACUGCGUCAAUUCGUGGCCCAAGUUUCAGUCUUGGCAUCAACCUGAUUACUGUCAUUCGUUAUCUCUUUGGCGAAGCCGACGUACCGAGGCAAGCAUGCUUGACUUAACUUUACACCUUACCAUGAGCACCUCUAAUAAAACAACUUUUCUGGUCCUCGAUGUACAUCCGAGCGUUGCAGCGAAGGAAUUAUCCAUGUUCCUGGGAUUAGGACCAGACGGAGCAGUCAGUCUUCAUGAGUCAUCUGAUCUGGAGGCUUCAAUAGCAUUUAGGGUUAGCGUACCUUCACUUGAUGUUGCCAUGCCCAUAUUCAGGAGACACAACUUUAGUGAGCUCAAAGGUCGACGGAUAAGAAUGGCCUUCUGGCCACCAAGCGUGUACAAUCGCAUUCCAGGAAUACAGAUCGAGGCGGAGAAAUCAUGUCCACUCUGGAAAAUAUACAAUUUUUUUCAGCGCUUUGGAAUUGUUGUAUCAGACCUCCCCCCCAAUGCCAUAAGUACUAUAUCUCCUUCACUUCAAAUGAUGGAGCAUAUUCAGCCCAUAAUGCACUCACCAAGGGCCACUUUCUGACUUUGGACAUAUCCGCGACAUCAUUUAUAGACCCCUACCACCUCAUUUGCCGAAUUUUUGGACUCAACCGAACAAUACGCUGCCAAAGACCAAAGGAAGCCAGAUUGAAGUGCCUACCAAAAACACACGUGUGAUAGGCACGCCAGUUACCUCUAUCUUCAAAAAAAUUCAAGGUUCAUCUCCGUCUACCUCCAGUAAUAUCAAUGCCAAACAAGCCAAUCUUUACAACCACAGCCGAAGCAGUGAUAAUGAUCAAAAUCGAGCAUCAUCAGAGAACAACAGCAAUUAUAUUCAAAGCCAUACCUACAGUCAUAAACGAAAGCGAGGGCCAGCAGAAGAACA
Lobosporangium transversale is the source of this 1462-nucleotide messenger RNA. RefSeq lists its product as hypothetical. The record is from RefSeq and is a predicted model, not a curated record. Bases 389 to 1120 code for a protein of 243 amino acids. NCBI's taxonomy places the organism in Eukaryota, Fungi, Mortierellomycota, Mortierellomycetes, Mortierellales, Mortierellaceae. The transcript has 8 exons.